Molecule: messenger RNA, 414 nt
Organism: Funneliformis geosporum
Lineage: Eukaryota; Fungi; Glomeromycota; Glomeromycetes; Glomerales; Glomeraceae
Source: the annotation of a GenBank genome assembly
AUGACUAAACUCCAUGAAAUAACGGGGCAAAUUAUCAGUAAAGAACCCCGUAAAGUUUACAAAAAGAACGAAUUUUAUGGCAAUAUCAACUAUAAGUUAAAAGUAUUGCCCGAAAAAAGAAUCUCACCAGAAUAUGAAACUAUUUUCGUUUAUGCCAAUUUAGUUGACCCACCAUUAUUAAAAAUCCUCAAACAAAACCAGUAUCUUGACCAGCGAUAUUUUUUUACUUGUCAAAGAAAAAGAAAUGAUGCUCUUUAUAAUUUAGUAGAAAACUUAAAAGAGAUUCUUAAAUUACUCCAAGACCAACCAAUCAAAGGUCGGUAUGAUGAAUUUGGUCAACCUCUUUAUAAAGAGGGAUUAUGCUCUUUGGUCGAUGAAUACCAUUCUGAUGAGGAAGAAAACGAAGAUAUUUAA